AUGUGAUAGAGGCGGCAAGAUGGCGGCGCUCAGGGCUUCUGCUGCCGCGUCAGUGUUGAAAUAUUGAAGUAGUUACUCCUUAUCACGGGUAUGAAGAACAGACCUUCCUCUUGCCCGAGUAAUACUGAUGUUUUCAAGCUAUUAUGUACUUGUUGUCUUCAUAGAGAUGAAAGCACCUAUUCCUCAAAAGCAAGAAAUUGUGGUAGAACCCGGACCCUUAUUUGGUGAUGCUGAUGAUGUAGUAACAGAAUAAUUUUCCUUCCUGGACUGAACAUGCCGAAAGAAUCAGAGACCCCAUUUUCCUUGUCUGACUGCCAUUGUAAUAUUUGCAUGGAUAUUUUUGUGGAACCAGUCACACUACCAUGCCACCAUACUCUUUGUAAUGCCUGUUUUCAACUUACUGUGGAAAAAGCAAGUUUGUGUUGCCCUUUUUGUCGUCGGCGUGUCUCAUCUUGGGCACGAUAUAACACUCGCAAUAACACUCUUAUUAACUUGGAAUUAUGGGAAAAAAUUAAGAAACAUUUUCCAGAAGAGUGCCAACGCAGACUUAGUGGACAGGACCUAGAAAAUCAUUUGCAUAUGCCUCAACCAAUACACUGCUUAAGUAAGCCUGGAGAAUUAAAGAAAGAAUAUGAAGCUGAGAUCACUAAGGUGGAAGCAGAACGGCGUGCUCUUGAGCAAGAAGAGAGCAAAGCAAGUGAAGAAUAUAUUCAAAGACUACUUGCAGAAGAGAAAGAAGAGCAAAGGUUAACAGAAGAAAAGAAAAAAAAGAUAGCAGACCAGUUGCUAUUAGAUGAAAUGUUGGCCCAAGAACUGAGUUUAAAUUUGAACAGAUCUGUUGAAGAGUCUGUUAAAAGGAGUCCGGUACCUGGCCCGUCCCCUUCUGAUUGCUGCAAAACAUCGAAAACCAAAUCAAGCAAUUAUGGUGAUAUUAAGAAGUAUUUAUCUCCAAAGUCUUGUGGUUUCUUUCCUCCAAAGUUGCUAUUGGGAGAAUUAAAAAAAGAAAACAUUGACUCUCUUUCUGAGGAAAGCAUUAAACCUAAAACUCACUUUACCUUGGAAGAUGACAAAAUAAAAGAUGAUAUAACCAUACUAUCUUCAGAGACAAUUGGAGAAGGAAAAAUGCCUGAAGAUUUCCCUUUAGAAUCAACAGACUCUUAUUUAAAUAUAUGUACUACAUCUGAAUUCAACUGUCAUGGCUCUGAAUUGUCAUCUUCUUCCAGGAGUCAGUCAGAGGAAUGUGUUACUAAUAGAGAGGACCACGAAGCUGAUUUUUUCUCAAUGAGCAGUGGUUCCAGUAACAAUGACUUUGGAAAUAAAAAUUUUACAGAAAGUACAUGCUUGCUGAAACUUCACAAAAAUGACAGCAAUGAAGAAAUCCUUAUUUCUUUGACAUCUAGUACUCAACUGGACAGCAAAGAUACAACCUGUGAAGAAACAAUGGUAAUGGGAAACUAUCUAAUUAAAAAUAAAAACCAGAAUUGCUCAUUGAUCACUAAAGAGAUUCCAAAGAGAAAAUCUCAAGAAUCUCCCACCGAACGGACAGGGGAUUCAUAUUUGAAUGACAAAAGAAGAAGAAUUUUUGUACAAACAGAAGGGAAAGAGAUGAACGAUAUACAAAAGCAGAUAUAUUUGGAGGAGCAGCUUUACAAACGAUAUAAACAGGAAGAAGAAGAUAGGUGUCUGGCUUUGAAAAUUCAGAAGGAAAUGGACAGAGAACUGAAAACACUAAAUCGCAAAAAAGGCUCCCCUGAUGAGUAUCAUUUGCGUCCUACACCAUCUAAGGCAGUUGGAAAAUCCCCAGCUGUUGGGAAGCACUGCAAACUCUUAAAGGCUUCAAACAGCCAGACAGAAAUAAAUCAACCCAAACGACAGAGACAUUCCCACAGUGAGAAUGAGAGGACCUCUAGCAAACAUCAGACAAAACCAUCUGGGAAAAAUGGAAAUGUUCUGAGUUGUGAACUCAGCUCUGAUUUAAAGGAUGUAGAGCUGCCAAUCAAACAAAGGACGAUUAUCCAGAUGUUUAAGAAAUCUGCAACAAAUUGAAACAUUUCACCCAAACCAUUGUAGAUUAAUAGAAAAUUUUGAAAAAGCUAUUCUGAAAAACUGGCAUAUAUUUAUCUCAUCUAGUAUUAGCUGUUUCCAGAAUUAAUGUGUUACUUGUUCCAGAAACAGCAGCAUCUGUUCUGUGCCUUUUUCUUUGAAUUCUUGUGUCUAUUCUUUAAUAUAUAGAUGGUAUCAAUUACUCUCAAUUUUAAGUUGAACUGAAUGAUAAUAGUUUCUGAGUUGUCAUAACCAUGCCACUGUUGUCUGUGAUAAAUGCCAGUGAUAAAUGCCAUCUUUAAGACAGACAUAUCAUAAGAUACAUUCUUAUUUUUCUUUGCUGGAAUUGUAUUUUUGCCUUGCUAGUAAUGUGGCUUAUGGGUUUCACAAGAAAACAAAUCAAUUUUCAUUGGAAUGAUUUUGAAAUUUGAAAUUUGAUAUUUUGUAGAAGUAUAAGAGGCACCAAAGAUAUUCAAUAAGUAAAUCACAAUUAUUUUCAUUUGUAAGUAAUUUCUAAUAUAUAGAUUAUAUAUGACACUAAAAUGACAGAUAUAAUUACUAUUUCAUUACAAUUAUUUAAGAUGUAGCAGUCAUAAUUCUCUUCUAAACAUAGUUCUAAUAAAUACAUCCAACAGAGUUCCCACUCUGAUGAGGAAGGUUAAUUUAGGGUCUGAUAAUUACAGCAUAUAUAUCCAUGUUCUUGAAAACUUUGGUAAGAUAUCUUAGCAUUCAGAAUGUUUAGAAAAAUAGUAACAAUAACAAAAAAAUGCAGGCUAAAGUACUGAUGUUUACUGUUGCCGUCAAUUGUGUCUUUAGAAAUCUCCAUCCCAUUUGUUUUUUGUUCAGCUUUAUAAAAAUGGAUUUUUUUGUUGUAGCUAGGUUAAAUAAAUCAUUCAGACAAAUAUAUAUAUAAAUAAUCUGAAGGAUUUACUUAAAAGUGACAAUAUAA
Notechis scutatus (mainland tiger snake) is the source of this 2992-nucleotide messenger RNA. RefSeq names its product ring finger protein 168 (gene RNF168). Gene Ontology annotation, biological process: double-strand break repair; protein ubiquitination. Gene Ontology annotation, molecular function: ubiquitin-protein transferase activity; nucleosome binding; metal ion binding. The record is from RefSeq and is a predicted model, not a curated record. Gene Ontology annotation, cellular component: site of double-strand break; nucleus. NCBI's taxonomy places the organism in Eukaryota, Metazoa, Chordata, Lepidosauria, Squamata, Elapidae.